AUGAAGCUUGACUCAAUUGGGAUUGCCCAGUUGACAUUGUUGCUUGCGAUUGUGCAGCCCGCAAUGGCUACCUUCGCCAUCUUUGGCGGAGGUCUGUACUUCAACGGGUGUUUCAAACAGCCUGACUACACCUGUACCAAACAGACUGUCUACGCUGACUCUCGCGCCAAAACGGCGUUGUACAAGCGUGACGAUAUCCCUGAAGACCUGGCAGGUGGUGUCGCCCAAGCUGGUGUCCCCAAGGCUGGGUUCGUUGUGUCCAAUGUUGACAAAGCCGCUGGCGAUGAUGACCUCUAUCGGGUGGUUGUUAACUACCAAGCCGACUCCGCCGAUGAUUUGCAAGCCUCGAUCGGUUCGAAGAUUGACAGCUGUGUCAUUUCCAACACCGGUGCCCGUGACGUGACUCUUAUCAAGGGUGUCAACUGGAACGUCGACAACUGGUGUAAGUGGUCAACCUCGUUCCUCUGUAAGCCUGACCGUCCUAAGCCUGACCUUUGUUGCAUUCCUUCUAACUUCCAAAUUAAGAUUGGGUUCAAGUGGGAUACAUCGGACAUUUGCACACAAAUCAGAACUAAGUUUGGUGAGGCCAUCGUUUACGGUAUCGACGCCGCCACUUCGGCUGGUCUUGAAGCCGUUGAUGACCCCACUCAAAUCUUGGACCAACAGGUUGCUCAAAACAAGAAGAGAGAGGACGGCACAUUUGGUGAAUUCACUGCUGAGGAAAAGAGAGACCUUCGUUUUAUUAAGGACUUGCUCCUGAAGUGUACCGUGCCUAAGUUUAACUUCCCGCAAUACUGCUGGCCGUGUGAGUGUGGCCCCAAAUCCAGCUCCACUCCUCCUCCUAAGAGCAGCAGCACGAUUCCUCCCCCUAAGAGCAGCAGCACUCCUCCUCCUCAGAGCAGCUCUACGCCGCCGCCCUCGGUUCCUCCUUGUGAAACUACCACCACCACUAUCGUUCCUCCUCCUUUGACCAGCACGACCACUACCCCGGGUGUUCCUCCUUGUGAAACUUCCACUACCACCAUCGUGCCUCCUCCUUUGACCAGCACUACCACCUCGUCGAAGCCUCCUCCUUCAGAAUCGUCGUCGACUCCUCCCCCCACUGGUCCCACUGGUCCCACUGAAUCGUCGUCGACUCCUCCCCCCACUGGUCCCACUGGUCCCACUGAAUCGUCGUCGACUCCUCCUCCCACUGGUCCCUCUGGCACUGAAUCGUCGUCGACUCCUCCUCCCACUGGUCCCUCUGGUACUGAAUCGUCGUCGACUCCUCCCCCCACUGGUCCCACUGGUCCCACUGAGUCGGGGUCUGUGCCUCCUCCCUCUGGCACUGAAUCGUCGUCGACUCCUCCUCCCACUGGUCUUGAGCUGACUUCGCCUCCCCCCACUGGUCCUACCGGAACCAUUCCCACUGGUUCUUGCUUCACUACUACCAAGACCACUACCACGACUUCGACUACGACCACCACGUCCACCACUGGGACUCCCACUGGUCCCACUGAGUCGGGGUCUGUGCCUCCUCCCUCUGGCACUGAAUCGUCGUCGACUCCUCCUCCCACUGGUCCCUCUGGUACUGAAUCGUCGUCAACUCCUCCCCCCACUGGUCCCACUGGUACUGAAUCGUCGUCGACUCCUCCUCCCACUGGUCCCUCUGAAACUGGGUCGUCGGGUACCUUACCUCCCCCCACUGAGUCGCUGUCAUACUGCCCGUGUGCUCCGACUCCGGAAACUGUGACCGUUCCUGGCGAGCGUGUUACAAUCACGGUUCCUGGUGCUGAAACUACUGUGACUGUCGCUUCGACUGUGUACGUCACUACCCCCCUUAAGGCUUGGGCUUAA
Messenger RNA from Diutina rugosa, 1836 nucleotides. RefSeq lists its product as uncharacterized. The transcript has a single exon. NCBI's taxonomy places the organism in Eukaryota, Fungi, Ascomycota, Pichiomycetes, Serinales, Debaryomycetaceae. The record is from RefSeq and is a predicted model, not a curated record. Bases 1 to 1836 code for a protein of 611 amino acids.